AUGGCAGCCGACUGGAACGCCCUUGAUGCUAAAGGUAAGGAAGAAUACGUUCAGCUUGCUGAAGAUGAUAAGGCUCGCUACACACGCGAAUUGGAAGAAUACAAGUGGUUAGGUUCUGCCGAGAAUCCGUUAAGGGAAACAUUAACCUACCCUCCUAAAUCCUACGAUUUUAUGGUCGCGCAUAAGAAUUCGAAGAAGCUCGAGCGGGCGGAUGAUAAGAAGCGCCGCACCGCAGCCAAGGAGCAGGGGGCAGCAGGAGAAGCAGGCCAAGGCGAAGGAGAAACUCAAGGCGAAGCGCGCCGUGGUCCGCGACGUGGUGAAGCCUGUGCUCAAGAAGCUCGACUCAACGGAGACGGCGAUGGAGGAGUAGGCCUUGAAGAAGCUCAGCGUGCCCGAACUGAAGGCGUACAUUCAGUACCAGUUCGGCCUGCGGACCUUCAAGUCCACGGAGAAGAAGGGCGAGCUCGUCGCGAUGGCCUUGCCGCUCUGGGGCGAAGAAUCGGAAAUCGUCGAGUCGAGCUCGUCCGAGGAGGAGGAGGACGGCGCAUCCCCCGGCAGCGCCAGCAAGGCUCAGAGGAACAAGAACACGCCGGCGAGCGCCGGGCUCGCGGCAAGAGCGACAGCCGUGCAUGGGAUCCUGCCGAAGCGUUUCUCGAGCCCGAUUUGCCGUUGGACGAUGAGGGAGACGAGGAGGAAGAUGACGAUGAAGAAGAAGGCGACGACGAAGAAGACGACGACGACGACGAUGACGACGACGAGGAGGAAGACAAUAGACGCGAAGAAUUGCUGGAAAGGGCCGAUGCAGUUGGUGGUGUGUGGUAUGCGCAAGCCAACUUGUCAUCGAGAGUUAACACAUCGGAAGCGGCUUAUCGUUUGGCAGAGAGGGCCGGAGCGAUUAAUUUUGAUCACACUCCCACUUCUCAGAUUAUGGGUGAUCUCGCGUUCUUGGCCUCGACUUACCUUGCGCAAAGGUCAAAGCUAUCCGUCACUGUGACCGGUGUUCGUUCUAUCAGGAAGCUGCAACACACACUCUAUUACUCCAGUGAUCGCGUGCGCAACUUCGACAUUACCACCACAGCGGAAGAAGCCAUCCGGUGUGAUAUUAUUCUAAAGUGCACGGGGUACUGGAAGAACGAGGCCGUGAAAAAAUUGCUUGGAAGUAGCUCAAUAUACCCGAAUAACUCUGUACGGGACAAUCUGAUUUUCCAGGCAGAGGCGAUCCUUGACGACCCGGGAGGGUUUCAGACGCCAUUUGGAUCAAGCUACGUCGAAGCUGCUGCGUUUAGCGUGCUCGUUUUUGCAAGUGAUACUAAAUAUGAUAACGUGUCAAAGCUGGAUCUUGUGGAUGCCCCGGUCUCUCAGAUGACCUCCCAACUCAUGCGCACGCUCAAAGCAAGCAGCGCGUUAGCCGCAGCGGCAUACAGGCGCGUGAUUCACCGCAGUUUGAAUUACCACGAACGCUUCUUGCCCGAGCAGUUUCAAGCGGAAAACGCGCGCGAGUGGAAGCAUCUCUCUGCUCUCUCUUGGGCGGUGGGCCCACCGUUGAAUGACUUGAGCGAUGGGUACACACGACGAUCCAGCAAGAGGGUCCUAAAAGAGCAGAGACCACGACAGGAACAAAUCAUGGGAACAUCCUCGACGCCCUCGUGGCAUCCGCUUUGCAGCUCAUCGAUGCCGGCAGCAAUAGGCACUCUUCGAGGCCUGCAGACACUUCAAUUCGCUGUGUUGACAACUCCGACUCAUGUCCCUCGAGCUCGCUGGGACACAAACCAAUCUUCGAACAACGUCUCUGCAGAUUACGGCUCGUUCGUACUAGUCGGCAUCCUUAUCGAUGAUGGCAUCGACGUGGCAGUUUACGUAGGAAUGCUCACACAACCUGUGGAAGGCAUUGUGCGUUCAAACUCUGAGUAUGCGCCCACGUUCGCAAAUGUGUCGUCCGGACUGGCCCACGGGACCGGUACGGCCCUUGGGGACCCCAUCGAAGUUGGCGCCGCCAUCGGCAGCUUUCCUGAAGCGAUGGCCAUUGAGAGCUCGUCUCUCAAGGGAAACAUGGGCCAUUUGGAGUCUGCUGCGUCUGGGGGGGGAAUCUUGUCGUCGUUUUCGACUUCGCUGGGGAUCAGCUUGGCGGCACCCAAUUGUCAGCUCCGUGUCUUCAAUCCACACUUGGCUUCGCUUCUGAAGCGCGCUAACUUCUCGAUGCCCGUGGAAGAUUUAAUUUUGAUUCAGUGUGGUGAUUGCGCGACCGUGCGUGCUCUCUCGCAUGGAUCAGGUUCUCUAAUACACAACUUCUGCUGGAGGAGCAUACGAAAUACGCAGCUUGGCUUCGAAUAUCUCGGUGACUCAUGUGACUGGCACGCACGUUGCAGGAAUGAGAGAGCAACGAGCCGUGUCCGAGGCACGUCCCUUGUCUAG
Messenger RNA from Aureococcus anophagefferens, 2412 nucleotides. RefSeq lists its product as hypothetical. The record is from RefSeq and is a predicted model, not a curated record. NCBI's taxonomy places the organism in Eukaryota, Pelagophyceae, Pelagomonadales, Pelagomonadaceae. The coding region runs from base 1 to 2412 and encodes 803 amino acids. Gene Ontology annotation, molecular function: acyltransferase activity. The transcript has 11 exons.